AUGAAAUAACCAGCAUUGUAAAGAUGAAUAUUAAAUAUUAUUUUAUAUAGGGGUGGUGGAUAAUAUGAUGAAGCGGGGAAUGAGUGCAAGAUUGGAAGAUGGAUUGAGUUGAGUGACAAAUUUAAAGCUACUUGUUAAGUUAGAUAAUAUGGUGAAUAUAUAAAUGGUAAGAAAGUUGGUAGAUGGGAUUCUUAUUGGCAUUACGAAAAAUUGUAUAAACAUAUGUAAGAUAUUAUUAUUUAAAAUUACUUCGAAAUAUUUUAGUGGUGGUGGAUUAUAUGAUGAGAGUGGUAAUGAGUGUAAGAUUGGGAGAUGGAUUGAGAUAACUGAAGAAUUUAAUAGUACAUCGUAAGUUUCUUAUCAUGGUGAUUAUAAAUGUGGUAAAAAGGUUGGUAGAUGGGAUAUUUGGUAUUAGAAAAAUUAUCAUGACCUAAAAUAUGAAAAGAUGUAAGAUAAAUUAAAAAUUUUUAGUGGUGGUGGGUCAUAUGAUGAAGUAGGUAAUGGAUGUAAGAUUGGGAAAUGGACUGAGGUAAUUCAUGAUUUCAGUGAUUUUUCCUAAGUCACUUAUUUAGGGGAAUAUAAGAAUGGCAAGAAAAUAGGUUUAUGGGAGAUAUAGUAUGAAGCAAAAAAGAUGUAUUAAACUAUUAUGUAUAACUAAUUUAGUGGCAGUGGAUCAUAUGAUGAAUAAGGUGAUAUGAUUAAGAUUGGUAAAUGGAUAGAAUUGCACGAUCCUUUUACAGAUUCAUUUUAAAUUAUUUACGAAGGAGAAUUUAAACGUGGUUAAAAAGUUGGUACCUGGAUUUAAAAGGAAAGAUAUGAAAAUCACUUAGAUUUUAAAGAAGUAGACGUGAUAAAAUAUGCUGAUUGA
Molecule: messenger RNA, 868 nt
Organism: Paramecium pentaurelia
Lineage: Eukaryota; Ciliophora; Oligohymenophorea; Peniculida; Parameciidae
Source: the annotation of a GenBank genome assembly